Lycium ferocissimum is the source of this 1437-nucleotide messenger RNA. RefSeq lists its product as uncharacterized. NCBI's taxonomy places the organism in Eukaryota, Viridiplantae, Streptophyta, Magnoliopsida, Solanales, Solanaceae. The coding region runs from base 1 to 1437 and encodes 478 amino acids. The transcript is spliced from 4 exons. The record is from RefSeq and is a predicted model, not a curated record.
AUGGAGACUGAUCCUCCCGAGGACAUUGAAAUGAUUCCCCCAGAGUCUAUAACCCCUACAGAGGAGGAUCCAUCAGAGGCUAGCUACGAUACGGAUCCGUCUGAGAGUUCGUACCAGACCCCAGAGGAGCCAGAGGCUCCUGAGGUUGUACCAGAUUUGGCUCCUCCAGUUUCUCCUGGGAUUGAGUAUUUUGUUAGAGCAGCUACUAGCGUGAGUGUUACAGCGUAUUCUAGCCCUCUGUCUUGGCCUUCGGUCAAUCAUGAGUUACCAGAGUACUCAUACCCUACAGACUAUGAUGGGGAAGACGAGGAGAAUGCUGAUAAGAAGGCGGUUCAUCUAGAUCCGGUUAUUGAGGAAGAAGAGGUGCAUACUGAUGUGCCUAUAGUAGAUGAUGAGGUCCAUGUUGAAGAGAAACAUGCUGAUAUUCCAGAUGUUGCUGCUGAUACUACGAAACAGAUGAUAAAAGGGGCUCUUUCCCCUUUGACUCAGAUGUAUAAAGCAAAACCUCCCUUUCCUCAAAGGUUGGCAAAGAAGAAUGAUGAUGCUAAGUGUCAAAAGUUCUAUGAUCAGUUGAAGCAGUUAACGGAUAAAGGAAAUGAGACCAUUAAACCAUGGGUAGAAUCAUCAUUUGGUAAGCAAUUGGAGAUUACUGGUGAUGCACAAAAGAAGGGCGAGAGUACAAGUCAGAAAAGUAGCAAAAAGAAUAAUGAUGAGGAAAGUAGUCUCAGUAGAUCAGAACAUACCAAGGAGAAAAGUGAGGAACAAAGUUACAACAGCAGCACCCAAAGAGAAAAGCAUGACCAACAACAACAAAGCAAGGAGAAGCAAGAGGAACAUGAUGGAAAAUCAAACAAGCAGCAGCAACAAACUGAAGAGGAGCAGGAAAACAAUAUGUCAAUUCAUAAUAACGAACAUGAGGUGCCAGAUAAACCACCCGAUGAGUUAACUGACUUGACAGUAAGAGGAGAGGAUGUUGAAAUUAAAAGCAUAGUUGGAGAUACUCAAUCUUCUUCAAAAGGAGACAAAGGAGCAGAAUGGGAGAUUCAGAGUACAGGAGAACAUCAAACCACAAAUGCAAUGGAAGGAAGUGGUGACAAUAUGAAGGACAAGGGAGGAGACAAACCAAAGUAUAAAAUAGGUGACACACAGAAAGACCAUAACAAAUUAACAGCCAAAAAUUUUGAACCAGGAGGACAAACUGUAGUGGAAAGUUGCAAAGAAAUUGACAUUGGUGAUGAUAAUGAGAUGGAUGAUCAGGAUACCUCACAACUCAUGCAACAGGCUUUGAUCAAAGGACGUGUUUCACCAAGACACCUUACAAAAACCAAAAAGGAGGCCAACAAGAAACAAACCAGGGAGAAAGGUGUACCCCCAACACUUGUCAAGGCGUACAGACAAGGAAAACUGCUUCUAAAUCAAAAGUUUCCCAAUGAAUAG